This is a messenger RNA of Helianthus annuus (common sunflower), 1512 nucleotides long. Its product is annotated as actin-related protein 2/3 complex subunit 1A. The transcript is spliced from 16 exons. Gene Ontology annotation, cellular component: Arp2/3 protein complex; actin cytoskeleton. Gene Ontology annotation, molecular function: actin filament binding. Lineage: Eukaryota; Viridiplantae; Streptophyta; Magnoliopsida; Asterales; Asteraceae. The record is from RefSeq and is a predicted model, not a curated record. The coding region runs from base 168 to 1295 and encodes 375 amino acids. Gene Ontology annotation, biological process: Arp2/3 complex-mediated actin nucleation.
CUUUGUCAUGGUUAAUAGAAUAAGCCAAAGGUAAAAUCAAAGAAUAUCAUUUUUAAACCCUAAAAAACCGCAAGGAUUUUCAUUCAGUCACUCGCACAGAUCUUGGCCUUUGCUUCGAUUAUAAUUUUCAUGAUUACUCUUGUUCUCCGAUCUAAUUAAUUAUUGAAAUGGCGGCAAUUGCGUUUCAUCAGUUUGCCGAUUGCAUCACUUGUCAUGCUUGGAGUCCCGAUCAAUCCAUGCUUGCUCUUUGCCCAAACAACAAUGAGGUUCACAUCUAUAAACUAGUGGAAGAAAGUUGGGAAAGGAUUCAUGUUCUCCAAAAGCAUGACCAAAUCAUAGUGGGGAUAGAUUGGAGUAAAUCAUCAAACAGAAUAGUUACUGUGUCUCAUGAUCGGAAUUCGUAUGUGUGGAACGAGGAAGGAUCUUUAUGGGUGCCUACACUUGUUAUCCUUAGGCUUAACCGUGCUGCACUUUGUGUGCAGUGGAGUCCUAAAGGAAACAAGUUUGCUGUGGGAAGUGGAGCUAAAACUGUUUGUAUAUGCUACUAUGAGCAGGAGAAUAACUGGUGGGUUAGUAAGCUAAUCAGGAAAAGGCAUGAUUCUUCUGUGACUAGUGUUGCUUGGCAUCCUAAUAACGUUCUCAUUGCUACAACAUCUACUGAUGGAAAAUGCCGAGUAUUCUCAACUUUUAUUAAAGGAGUUGAUGCAGGUAAACCAAAAAAAUCAGGAAGCGGCUCGUUAGAUGCAAAAUUCGGAGAGCAAAUCGUUCAACUCGAUCUCUCAUAUUGCUGGGCGUUCGGUGUCAAAUGGUCCCCAAGCGGAAAUAGCUUAGCCUAUGUCGGCCAUAAUUCGAUGAUAUACUUCGUUGACCAAAUUGGACCUUCUCCAUUGGCUCAAAGUGUAACACUGCGUGAUCUGCCUCUCCGUGAUGUUAUGUUUGUCUCUGAGAAACUAGUAAUUGGUGCCGGCUUUGACUGCAAUCCCAUGGUUUUUGCAGCAGAUGGAACAGGUUUAUGGAGCUUUGUCAGGUACCUUGAUGAAAAAAAGACGACAUCUUCUAGUGGAAGAUACGGUUCACAGUUUACGGAAGCAUUUGGAAAGUUCUACGGAAGCUCGAAACAGGGAACCAGCAAUGAUAAAGGUCGUGCUGGUGUUCACGACAACUGCAUCACUUGCAUUGUGCCACUGAAGAAAUCCGAGGGUACCAAAUUGACCAGCUUUAGCACUUCAGGACUAGAUGGUAAAGUGGUGAUAUGGGAUUUGAAAAGUCAGGAAGACCUGCUCGAGUAUCUUUAAAUCGUGGAUGAUGCAUGGGUAUUUGUGUUUUUAAGAUUUCUAGGACCGUAUGCUUGUUUUUCGCGGUGUUAUAUAAAAUAAAACAUUAUAUAAAGAUGCUACGACUUGGUUGUUUUUUAUGUAGUAUCGAUCAAACAUUUCGAUAUCCCUUUCAUCUUACAGAGUUUCCGAAGAAGUUUGACUUUCGGGUCAAACUUGUCUACCGGAUUCAUGCAAA